UUUCAAGCCCACCCAUUGGCAGAUAAAAGCCACCUACCACUGGGCAGCUGUUCAUAACUCUCAACUCAUUAGCUCAGCAGUGACUCUCUCUCUCUCUCUCUCUCUCUCUCUCUCUGACUAAAGGGGCGUUCUGAGAUCACAUAUAACAAUGGUGAAGGCUGUCGUCGUUCUUAACAGCAGUGAGGGUGUAAAUGGCACUGUAUACUUCACCCAAGAAGGAGAUGGUCCGACAACAGUUACUGGAAGCCUUUCUGGCCUUAAACCUGGAGCUCAUGGUUUCCACGUCCAUGCUCUUGGUGAUACGACAAAUGGUUGCAUGUCAACUGGACCACAUUUUAAUCCUGCUGGAAAAGACCAUGGUGCUCCUGAGGAUGAGCAUCGCCAUGCUGGUGACCUUGGUAACGUCAUAGUUGGCGAAGAUGGUACUGCAAGUUUCACUAUCGUUGACAAACAGAUCCCUCUUUCAGGACCACAUUCCAUCAUUGGAAGGGCUGUUGUUGUUCAUGCUGACCCGGAUGAUCUUGGAAAGGGUGGUCAUGAACUAAGCAAAACCACAGGAAAUGCUGGCGGAAGGAUUGCCUGUGGUAUCAUUGGCCUGCAGGGUUGAUACUGGUGCUGUUUACUUGAGUAUCCUGCCACCAAUUUAGAACCGUAUAAGUUUGUGAAAGUCGAGUUGCUGGUGAAUAAGGAUUACUAAAUGAACUUAAUAUGGUUUCAAUCUUUUGAUUCUGUACUGCAUUUUGCCUUACUUUUUUUCUUGUGCGCCUUUUCGUGUGAUGGGUUUAACUUGGUGGCUCCUUUUUGUUUGAACUAUGGAUAUGGAAAUUAAUUUGAGUAUUUCCUGUUUGUGAUCUCA
This is a messenger RNA of Rhododendron vialii, 856 nucleotides long. Its product is annotated as superoxide dismutase [Cu-Zn]. Gene Ontology annotation, molecular function: copper ion binding; superoxide dismutase activity. Lineage: Eukaryota; Viridiplantae; Streptophyta; Magnoliopsida; Ericales; Ericaceae. Gene Ontology annotation, biological process: removal of superoxide radicals. The transcript has 8 exons. The coding region runs from base 149 to 607 and encodes 152 amino acids. The record is from RefSeq and is a predicted model, not a curated record.